AUGAAAAGACCAAAAGAGCGGCCUACACUGCCUGAGGACCUUGCAUCAUCGCCCUCCAUAUACUACCGUGCAGCAGGAGACGGGUCUGUCAUCGGUUUCGGAGCCUACGGAAAGGUCUUUAAGGCCCAGCAUGUCUAUACGAAGAAGUGUGUGGCGCUGAAAAGAAUCCGCGUAGAUGAGAGCCGCGAUGGGCUGCCAAUCUCGGCUAUCCGUGAAGUCAAGAUUCUCCAGUGCUUAAAUCACCACAAUAUUCUCAAGCUCCGGGAGGUCAUGGUGGAGAAGAAUGACUGUUACAUGAUCUUGGAAUACUUGCCUCAUGAUCUUGCUGGCUUACUCAACCACCCAUCGUUCAGGUUCGACACCGCUCAGACGAAGGAUCUGAUCAAACAGCUUCUUGAAGGGCUAGAUUACCUACAUCAACGGGGCGUUCUGCACCGCGACAUCAAGACUGCCAACAUACUCGUUGACAGCGACGGCACCCUCAAGCUCGCAGAUUUUGGGCUUGGUCGAUACUACGAUAAGCAUCGCCAGCUGGAUUACACUAACAGGGUAAUCACCAUCUGGUACCGGCCACCCGAGCUGCUCCUCGGAGAGACUCAAUACGGGCCGGCAGUGGACAUAUGGAGCGCUGCCUGUGUGAUGAUCGAAAUUCUUGAUGGUUGUGUUGUUUUCCGUGGUGGCGGCGGCGAGAUCAGCCAGCUCGAGACGAUCUACGCUCUACUGGGCACACCAACGAGGGCUGAGUGGCCUGCGAUAGUGGAUAAACCCUGGUUUGAGCUGCUCCGACCGGAACAUAAGAAACCCAACAUCUUCUCGGCUAGAUAUCAGGACCGAGUGUCGCCCGCAGCCCUUGAGCUCCUGGCCACCAUGUUCGCGUACGACCCUGCUAGGCGGCCCACGGCGUCCGAGGCUCUGCAACACGCAUAUUUUGCGACGGAAGAACCAGCUCCACGGCGAGCUGUCGAGCUUGCAACUCUUGACGGAGAGUGGCAUGAGCACGAGUCCAAAGCGUUGCGGCGUCAGAACGAGCGUAAUGAGAGGCAGGAGGCAAGGAAGUCACAGGCCGAUGACGCCGAUGGGGUCCGGGAUAGGGAUAGAAAACGGCGGCUCGAGAACGCCGAGUCCCGUCGUGGAUCCAAGCGGCGAAACGGCGACGAGAGGGCUGACUAG
This is a messenger RNA of Phaeoacremonium minimum UCRPA7, 1170 nucleotides long. Its product is annotated as putative ctd kinase subunit alpha protein. The transcript is spliced from 2 exons. NCBI's taxonomy places the organism in Eukaryota, Fungi, Ascomycota, Sordariomycetes, Togniniales, Togniniaceae. The coding region runs from base 1 to 1170 and encodes 389 amino acids. Gene Ontology annotation, cellular component: cyclin/CDK positive transcription elongation factor complex; nucleus. Gene Ontology annotation, molecular function: cyclin binding; ATP binding; cyclin-dependent protein serine/threonine kinase activity. The record is from RefSeq and is a predicted model, not a curated record. Gene Ontology annotation, biological process: protein phosphorylation; positive regulation of transcription elongation by RNA polymerase II; transcription elongation by RNA polymerase II.